UUUUUAGUAACAGAUAAUUAAUUGUAAAUGGGAUGUGACAACAAGAGUGGAGAAGGAUGAGCGAGAUGUGAUUUUUAUGUUUUGAUCGCAAAAUAUAUUCAUAUUAGUGCAUAUUUAAUAAAAAAUAUUUCUAUAAUGUGGUGACAUAUUAUACUGUAGUGAAAGAGUGCUUCAUAUUGACUAAAUAUUCAUUAUAUUUCCUACGAGGACUUCGACUUUUGCUCCAGUUUAGCUUGUAAUCAUUUACAAGUGUUUGUUGAUCGAUUAUUGACACGAAAUUAUUCAGUUACCUACAAAAGUGGACUGAAAAAUCGAAAAUGGGUGAGAAAGAGGAUUAUUUGACAUCGUACCGAGUGUUUUUCGAGAAGUUUGCGGCUACUGUUAACCCUGAGGACCAGUUGCCCGUGCACAUAGCUGGGUACACCAUCACCGAGGCGGAGCUGGCCGGUGAAGUCCUCUACUGGACGACUCAGUAUCUUAGCGAAAAACAAUGUCCGCUGACACUGAUGACUCCGCUGCGGCGGAUCAUACUUGACGAGGUGCGAGUAGCAUCGAAGAAACAACCGAAUGAAUUCGGUUACAAAUCUGACGAUUCAGUGUACAUAGCUCUUCGACUGAUGCAAGCAGUGACGGCCCGCGUCAAUGACGUGUGCCUGCGAUACUUAGACAACUCCAAACUGGACACCCUGCCACCGCCGCCGCCCCUCGACCAGCGCGACCUCAAGACUGUCUCAUGUGCCACCAAGAACUCACGACGCGUCAUGGAAGACCGACAUGUGGAGAUCGGGAAUCUAGAAGCGCUUUUUGGAAUCGAUACGACGGAAUCCACAAGCUUUUACGCGGUGUACGACGGCCAUGCAGGGUCGGCUGCGGCGACGUAUUGCGCGGCCCACCUGCAUCAGUACCUGGUGGAGAGUCCUCACUUCAGCACCGACCUGCGACGAGCCAUGAGGGACGCCUUCCUCAGGACCGAUGCUGAGUUUAUUAGGAAAAGCAAUCAGGAGCGAGCAUGCGGCGGCAGCACGGCGGUGACGGUGGCGGUGCGCGGGCGGCGGCUGCUGGCGGCGUGGGCGGGCGACUCGCUGGCGCUGCUCGCCAAGCGCAUGCGCCUCAUGCAGCUCGUGCGGCCCCACAAGCCUGACCGACAGGAUGAAAGAGACAGAAUAGAAUCUUCGGGAGGAACAGUGAUGUAUUGGGGCACCUGGCGAGUUAACGGACAACUAGCCGUAUCUAGAGCUAUUGGUGACGCACAAUACAAGCCGUACGUGACGGCGCGGCCGGAGAUCGCGACUGUCGAACUGGAUGGAGAUGAAGACUUCGUGGUGGUAGCCUGUGAUGGGCUGUGGGACUUCGUCAGCGAAGAUGAUGUCGCUCUCGCUGUUUAUAGGCAACUGGCUGCUGAUCCUGAUGACUUGAAGGCGGUGACGAAGCGUCUGAUCGUGCAGGCCAAGCGGCAGGGCUCCGCCGACAAUAUCUCCAUAAUCGUGGUGUUCCUCAAGGACCCGCGUGACAUCGCCGCAGACAACCGCCCGCCCAUGGAUCUUGGGCUGGACAACGCGAUGAUGAACGCUCCGCCGUUCACCAUCGAGACGGAGGCGUGCCGGCGGCAGGUAGACGCCGCCGCGGCCGCAGCAGCCGCCGAGGCUGAAGACUGCGCGGAGGCCGAGGCCGAGGCCGAAGCCGCAGACAAUGGCGUGGACAAUUCCGACAGCGACAGCGAAGACCUGGGCCCUGAGACCGCUGUCGAUAUCGACGCAGAUGACGUUGAUGCCGAACCGAGGAACGCGGAACCACAGCCGCCCACCCCGCCUGCACACGCUGUGGAGGAGGGCCACGUUGACGGUUCUGUGGCGGAUAAUGUAGCUGAGAGUGGCGAAGACUCCGAAGACGAGUGGAACUACUACAAGGGCGAGGGCGAGCGCGACGAACACAACCCCAGCGAGGAGCCUGACGAGGCGCCGCGCUCCGACACACCCUGCCAGGAUAAUUCGGCUUGGGAAAGCAGCUCAGUAGACAUGAACAGUUCACCGCUGAACCCCGACGCACCAGUGUUCAUCCCUGGGGGUGUUGCUGGUGCGGACGUGCUGCUGGCGGAGUCACCUCGCAAGCCGCUGCCAAUGGAUGACAUCGAGCUGCCCGAUGAAGCACAGUUUGACACCGGAGCUGUAGUGAGGCCAGCAGAAUUAUUAGACUUGGAUAACUGUGAUCAGCUUAAUGGCCAUCAUAAUGUAUCACUAGACGAAGCCGUGAAAGAGCACUUGAAUGGAAAUGAUAAGUGUAACAUGGACAGUUUGGGCUUUGGAUUCAAUGUUGGCAUUGAACCUGAUAAAGUCAAGGAUACUGGUCUCAUACAAGACUUUGAAAGAAUACAGAAAGAUACUACUGACUUUUGUGAUAUUCAGGUAUUCCAGGCACAUACAGAAACUAAUCCUUUCGCUGUAGAAGGCAAUGAGGAACUUUUUGAAAGGCUGAAAAACAAGGAAAGAGACCCUAUGAGCAUGAGUUUUUACCAAGAGAAAGAUGAUGACACUUGUGAGAGGCUCUCCAAAAAUGAAUCACAUGUUGAUCUCAAUGCUGUCCAGCCCCUGCCUGACAGUGAUGAUGAAGACAUUCAACCAAACGGUGUCUAUGAAAACGACAAAGAAAACAUCUCACCAGAUCAACACACAGAUUUGUCUGAAAUAGAAAGAGACAUUUUGGAGCCAAACAAUGACAUCAUGAGGUUCGAUGACAGACCGGGUCUCCCACAAAAUAUUGGUAACUUUGAUCAGGGAAAUAAUUUUGCAGAUUAUAAUGUAACUAGCACAAAUAAUAUUGAAAGUUAUUCAAAUAUUGAAUUUGAAUCAAGCAAUAUUAAUCAAGAGACUGUGCUGCAAACAGACACACCCGAAUCUCACAAAUUACUCUUUGAACAAAUUCCAGAAAUACCUGAUGGCAAGAGUUCAGAAUUAGGAUUUAUUAAUGAUGAGACACAUGAACCCUCAGAGAGUGAAAAAGAUGUCAGACCAUUCACUCCACAAGAUGAAACAUCACAAGAUAUUGAAAUGGAAAGUAAACUAGAAGAGUCACCAUGCGCUGAAACUGAACCACAGUUGAACAUUGAUGAUAUCAAGGAUGAUGAUCAAGUAGAAUCUCAAAACUUGCUGCAAUCUGAUGAUGUGGCCUCUCCUGUACCUACAGACAUCCAGCAAGCACAUUCCACUGAAGAGCUCGCCGCCUCUCCUGCGCCUCUUGAGCAAUUCAAAGCUGAAGAGCCCACAUCACCAGAACCAGUGACAGAUAUAGAUGCAGUCACAGAAGAACACAUUGAACAAACAACACACAUUGAAUCAACAUGUGCACAAAUUGAAACAAAUAUUGAGACAGUAACACAUGUUACUGAAGAAACUGAAAACAUUGAAAGUGCUAUUUCCGAAAUAGAAACAGCGCUUGAAGCACCUGAAAUUAAACUCGACACUGAUCACCUCUCAACAGAAGUUUCUCAUGCUAUAGAAGACGAACUGGUUUCAGAGUCUCCUUUGCCAUCCAAGUCACCUCUGCCAGCUGAUACCCUCCUUCCCAGUGAGUCUCCAUUGCCGACGGAGUCCCCACUCCCGAGUGAGUCUCCGAUUCCGAAUGAGCAUUUACCAGUCGAGGAGCCACUACUGCGUGACUCUCCCUUACCAGCAGAGUUGUCCCUGCCUACUGAAUCGCCGCUGCCAGAAGACACGUUGUUGCAGGCUGAAACUGUACAAGUUAGCGAGUCUCCAAUGCUAGGCACCUCUCCGUCUCCAUUACCAUCAAAAGAGUCUCCUCUACCGAUCGCGUCUGAAGCGCAUGGAGAAUCACCCUUGCCUGCCGAGCAGGCGACAGAGUCACCAGCUCCAGCGCACUCGCCUCUGCCUGCACAGUCGCCAUUGCCUACGGAAACGGAGUUGUUGCGAGAAUCCCCAUUGCCUAGCAAAUCUCCACUACCCAGUGAGCCCGAGUUCCUCAGUGAAUCUGUGCUUCCAAGCGAGUCAGUGCUACCCAGUGAAUCUCCGCUGCCCACGGACUCGCCCGUGCCGACUGAGUCGCCGCUGCCGGUAGAAGCUUCACUGCCGACGGUCGAACCUCCUCAGUCUGUGGAUGCCGAAAUUUGUGAAACCGUCGCUGAUGCCGCGCCAGAGCUGACCGAGGUCGCCGCCGCCUCCCCCGCACCCGCCGCGCUGUCCCCCGCGCCCGCUGUGCCGUCCCCCGCCGCGUCGCCGCUGCCGGCCGACGUGCCGCUGCCGCGCGAGUCGCCAGUGCCUGUGGACUCCCCCGUGCCAGUGGAAGCUGCUGUGCCAGCGGAGUCUCCCGUGCCCGCGGAAAUAGCCGCGCCCCUGCACACUGAGGCGUCAGUCGAACCCGCCUUGCGCGUCCAGUCACCUGUGGCUGCUGAAUCACCUGUGCCUGCAGAGCCGCCAGUGCCUGCGGAGUCGCCAGUACCUGCGCAAUCACCACUACCUGCACAGUCGCCUGUGCCAGCGCAGUCACCUGCACCGGUGGAGCCCGUUGCAGCCACCGCGCCUGCGCCCGACCUGCUGCCCGACGAGCCCGCGCAGCUGUCGCGCCUUGAGCUCGUCACCGACGUCGACAUUGGAAUUCCCGAAUCUAGGGCGCAAGAGAUCUGCGUACCCGUCACCAGUGAAAUUCAACUCGAGGAAGCGGUGCAGCCGCCGGCCGCCGCCACCCCGCCGCCCACGCCCGCCGUGCAGCCCGCGCUCAGCGACACGCCCAUCGCCGCCGACGCCGCCUCGCACGGCACCGAGCUCGCGGCCGCCGCGGCAGCAGUCGCCGCUGUGGGAGCCGCGGCCGUCGCCGGCGUCGCAGCGGCCAAGGCUAAGCCGACCAGUGCGAAAAAAUCGCCCACCACGCCGACCGCCAAGUCAGAUGCGCGCACACCCAGAGCCGCUCCCAAGUCAGCUACACCAGCGCGUACGCCUACGUCAACUACUCCGGCUCCCAUUAAAAGGCCCACCACCACCACGCCCGCUGCCCGCACUCCCGUCAGCAAGGCGCCGACGUCCGCCACUAAGGUGCCUUCGGCAGCCAAAACGACAGCGGCGGCCAAGCCCGCCACGCCCGCGAGCAAGCCGGCCACGCCCAGCGCUCGCACCACCACGCCCGCCUCGCGGACCACUACUCCAGCUGCCAAGGCGCCCACGCCUGCUAAGGCUCCAGUCACUGCGCGCGCCUCGCUCACCAAGACUGCGGCACCUAAGCCGGCCGCCCCUAGCGCCAAGCCUGCCAGCGCAGCCCCGCGCGCGGCACCGGCGUCUAGGCCCGCGGCGAGGCCCGCUCCUGCUGCAGCCCGGCCCGCCGCCACCAAGACCGACGCGGCCGCCAAGCCCGCGGCACCUCGCGCCACGGCCCCGCGACCUGCGCUGUCGGCGCCUAAAGCGCAGCCCAAGCCUGCUGACAGGAAGCCGAUACCGAACGGCGACGUGAAGGACGCUAAGCCGGCGGCGCGGCCUGCGCCCCGCCCCGCCCCCGCCGCGCGCCCCGCCCCCCGCGCCCCGCCCCGCGCGCCCGCAGCGCCCGCCGCCCCCACUGCACGGCCGAGCGCUCCGAAGCCGGCGCCGCGCGCUCCACUGGACAAACAGAGCAAGGAUCUCGCUAACAAACGUAUCACAGCCAAGGCGGCACCGCCUAGGACAGCUCCCCCGAAGUCGACUGCGACAGGCAUGAAGAAGGCGGUGACGAAGCGGACGACAGACGCUAAGAAGGAGGUGGUAGCGAACGGACUGGCGAACGGCGACGCGGCGCUGAGCAAGCCGCCGCCGAGCCCGCCCGCCGCCGACAACGCGCUGCUGCCGGACGUCAUCGCGUAGGCGACAACACAAAAACGAUUCCUAUUAUUUCCGCUUGAAUUUUGUGAUUUUCUAUAAGUGUAUGAUAGUUUUAACGUCGCUCGUGGCGGCGAGUCGUUAGGUGCGGGACUCUGCUCCCACUUUUAUAUUAUAGAGUCGCUUUUUAUAGACGUGUAUGUUGCCGAUUCGUUGUACGCGGAGCGGGGCGAGUCGCCGGACGCUCCGGCCGCUCGCUCCGCUCCGGCUUUAAACGGUUAUUAUCCAUUAUAAUGAUUAUAAGUCUGUUUUAGAAUUUUAUAUUACCAACGAAUGAUUGAUUAAAUCUGGCUUUUAAUUUAUUUUCUUUGUAUAACCGUAUUAUUUAAAUAAAAAGUGAGGAAGGACUGA
Messenger RNA from Helicoverpa zea (corn earworm), 6200 nucleotides. RefSeq lists its product as uncharacterized. Lineage: Eukaryota; Metazoa; Arthropoda; Insecta; Lepidoptera; Noctuidae. The transcript is spliced from 15 exons. Gene Ontology annotation, molecular function: protein serine/threonine phosphatase activity; cation binding. Bases 318 to 5834 code for a protein of 1838 amino acids. Gene Ontology annotation, biological process: protein dephosphorylation. The record is from RefSeq and is a predicted model, not a curated record.